AUGUAUUCAACACCGCUCUUAAUAAUUCAACAAAUAAAAUACAGAUUUCAAGCUGCAGAAAAGACAACUAAAAGUUUUUCUUUUCUAUGGCUCUCAGAAUCUAAUAGUAGGUCGAGUGAGGAAAAAGAAAUUGAACAACCUAGCCUGGAGGAAAAAUGUAAAACUUUGGCGCAAAUGUAUGUGAACGAUUUAGAUGAAGACAAACUUAUUUUAGAGGUCCGUCAUCUGGAUACUCUGAAGCGUGCCAAUCUUUUCGGUCCAAAAGAAUAUCUCACUUCAAUGAAACUAUUAAAUGGAACCUAUCAAAAAGGUCUAGAGUCUAUCUUCGAAUCAACAUGCAUUUUAUUACGUAUUUUUAACACAAUUCCCGUUUCCAUCGCCGAAGGAGAGCGGUCUUUCAGCAAGCUUGGUCUAGUCAAGACAACACUAAGAUCUACAAUGAGUCAAGACCGGCUUACCAAUCUCUUAGUUAUGUCUAUUGAGCACGAUCUAGCACAAAGUCUGUGCUACGACGAGGUCAUUGCAAAUUUUGCUUUAAAUAAAGCCCGGAGAGUCAAAUUCUUAUAA
Molecule: messenger RNA, 567 nt
Organism: Hydra vulgaris (swiftwater hydra)
Lineage: Eukaryota; Metazoa; Cnidaria; Hydrozoa; Anthoathecata; Hydridae
Molecular function (GO): protein dimerization activity
Source: RefSeq, a predicted model, not a curated record